CAAAUUCUCAUUUGGACUUCCAGCGCGGAUAAACUGACGUUCGGCCAUACCAGGGGGCCUAUUUUCAAAUCACUCUCAUACUCGAUUACUUCAUGGUUUCACUGGCGGAGACGCAGCCAUGGCUUCUACAUCGACGAAGGCAGCUGCCACGAAAUCGAUUUUGAUUCCAUCAAUGACUUUAACGGGUCACAGAAAUGAGAUUCAAUCUGUAUCCUACUUUCCGGACGGUCAGCGAAUGAUCAGCGGAUCUCUGGACAAGACUGCUCGGCAAUGGGAUCUGAAGGAGGGCAGGGAGAUCGAGGAAGUGCGAGAUGUUUGGGAGAAGGUAUCGGCAGUGGCAGUGGCGGUAUCAAGGGAUGGUCGAUUGGUUGUCACUGGUGGUGGACAUUUCAAUUGUGCAGAGUUGAAAGCCUGUGAGGUUGAGACGGGGAGUGUGAAAACAUUCAAAAUUCCCUCACAGAAAAUCAACUGCAUUGAUAUCUCUGCAGAUAGCACGCUGCUAGCGAGCGGGGCAUUUGAUCGGACAGCGCGGAUAUGGAACUUGGAUACUGGAAAACUCGUGGCUGGUCCAUUCACGAGCUCUUGUAGCAUGGGUGCAGUUCGAUUCUCCCCAGACUCCAAGAAACUUGCGGUCAAGUCAGGCGCGGGGACGCGCCUUGAAAUUUGGGAUGUCGAAACACAAAAAUUGGAUGUGACGAGAGGGAUAUCUUGUAAUGCCACUUUCACAUUCGACACAAAUGACCAAACCAAUUGCAAGACGAUCCACGAGUUUGACGCAUCGACGCUGGAGAGUGUCGGAACUCCCUUUGAAGGGCACACCCUCAAUAUCAGUGGUCUAGCACUCUCAUUUGAUGGCGCUCUCCUCGCUAGCACUUCCUGGGACCACACCAUCAAGCUCUGGGCUUUUGAGUCCCACCAGCUCCUUGCUUCCAUUCACAAUAUUAUUUUUCCUUCGAUCCUUGUCUUCUCACCUGACUCCCACCAGCUAGCUUAUACAACAAGCCACAAAGAUGAUUGCAAGAUCUGCAUCUGCGAUAUUUCACCCGAAGCCCUUGCUCAGGCCAGCACUAGCACACGCAAAAAGUCAGCUCGCCGUGAUCUACUAAAUUCUGAUGCAGCUCCUCGUCUUCCUGCUGGGCGCCGCAGAUCACCAAUAUCUGUCGUACCCAUGGCUCCGAGACCUCCACCUACAAUAGACCUGCAGCAACCCAUGUUCCUUCGCCUCAGCAAACUUCUUCGCUUCUCUCCUCGCACGAACACUGGUCGAAACAGUCAACCUCGUGAUCCCUUAGAUUUCCCUGCUACAUCGCCCUUACCUACCAAUCGCCCUCGUGCAGAAAACGCUCUAUCGACACCCUUGCCUGGUGGCAGGGCCUUUUUCAAUCCUAUUCAGUCAUCAUCGGACAAGGGAAAACAAAAGAUGCGUGAACUGAAACGAAAAACUGUAAAAGUUGUCGAUGUUCCACUCGGACAAGCCACCUAUGGCGAUGUUGUUGGUGUGGACGACGGAAUACGACCGAACCACGCCCAGUCUAUGACGAUGAACUCGAGGACGACGAAGAGCAAGAAAAUGUUCUUGAUCCAGUCGUUUUGCCUCUUCCCGGGGUCCAGCACGAAGAAAUUGAAUUGAAAUCGAUGGCUAGUCAGUCACAACCAGAACCUGGACCAUCUCGCCUUGCAGUAGCUGAUGAACACUCAGAGGCGCAGUCUUCCUAAAUAUUUUAUCCGUUGAGCAUUUCAUCUGUUGAAUCUCGCACUGUACCUCCAGCUUUACGACUUGUUUUGGAAGAAUAAACAUAGUUGCGUCCUCACUUGAGUACAUUGACGAGUGGGCGAUAUAAUUUAGAUAUUCAAGCUUGAGAGUUUGGAAAGGGAAGCCUGAUAUGUCUACGCCUGGCAUCAAUGUAUAUGAACUCGUUCUCUGCCCAGACUAGCAUUUCAGAUUCGCCGGAUCACAGUGAGAGCUGGCUACAAA
This is a messenger RNA of Suillus subaureus, 1975 nucleotides long. RefSeq lists its product as uncharacterized. Gene Ontology annotation, molecular function: protein binding. NCBI's taxonomy places the organism in Eukaryota, Fungi, Basidiomycota, Agaricomycetes, Boletales, Suillaceae. The record is from RefSeq and is a predicted model, not a curated record. The transcript is spliced from 9 exons. The coding region runs from base 119 to 1630 and encodes 503 amino acids.